Molecule: messenger RNA, 2935 nt
Organism: Bursaphelenchus xylophilus (pine wood nematode)
Lineage: Eukaryota; Metazoa; Nematoda; Chromadorea; Rhabditida; Aphelenchoididae
Source: the annotation of a GenBank genome assembly
AUGCAUCUAUUGCCUAGUCAGGUGAGUUUUAGGCAGAUUCAAGCGUUAUAGAAUUCAUAUUUUUAAGUGUAUUUAUCGCUCAACGUUGAUCUCAAAAAUGUGAUAGAUUGUAACGUGUAGUGGUGUAUAACUGGUACAACUUCUUUUAACAUAAAGUCUUAUUCGAGCUCAUUAUUUUAAGAGACGUUGGCUAAUUAGGCUUGAAAAACCACGGAGCCUUCAAGAAGCCAAGAAUCAACGUAUCUAUCAGCAAAACUACCGCAUUUUUUGAAAUUUUGCUUAAAUUAGGGUACCUAUUGAUUCUUGAAACUUUUCUGUCACGUUUUGCAGGUGAAAUCGAGAUAUAAAUCUUUGUAGAUGGGAGGGAUGGUGAAAUCCGGACAGUGAAAAAUGGAUUUUUGCCAUUCUUUUCCCAUUUUUCUUCUAUCAAUGUUAUCUUCGCUAGUAGAAGACUAAAUUUAGCUGAAGAUUUGCAUGUCAAAACUUGUUAUCUUUACCCACUUUCGGACUAAUAAUUUAGGUUUUUUUUGCAAAGUCCUAGCUACAGAUCUGGCAUAUCCCUUAAGAAAAUUUAAUUAAAGUUUGUGCCAGCAUUUACCACACUAUGAGUCCAGCACAUUAAUCGUGUUUCUGUGAUUUUUUUGCUUCUUUUUUGCACUUCUCAAACGGUAUAAUGAAUUCAUAUCCCCAUAGUUUCAGCUUCCCUUUUCAUGCUUUAUUUCCAAAAUUUUUUUUCCUAGGUGCAAACAUUCGACGGUUUCAUUAGCUAUGCAGUGUUUGUGGACCGUGGAACGUUCUCAGCUCUUCGGAAUUUGAGUUUAUAUUGGACGUGUACAAGUGCUCGAAAGAGAUUGUCAAUUCAAGUGGUGUGGGAGAAAAGCCCAUUCGAUGAUCGGUGUGUUACGCCCAAAGAAUUUGAAAUCUUGGAAGGAGAAUGCAACAAUUAUACGGCCAAAAAAGGUGAGAAAUCUAAGGUCAUUUCUGACGCCCUUAUAUGGGUGAUGGUAAUUACCAAAGAUUGCCACGGCUCCGGAGCCGGAGCCGCUCAGAGCCGGAGCCGGAAAUUUUGGGUGCGGCUCCGGCUCCCGAGCCCAAUUUCGGAGGACUUCUCAGCGUUCAGAAAAGUAAAAAUUUCAUGAUCUUGUUAAACCAAAUUGCUUGAAAAAUACUGGGAAAGAUGUGUCACAUACGACUUGGCUGCAAAAACGUUGGGUGUAUGAUCUCUGGGACUAAUAACUUUUAUUUUUGAAAAGUAUUUUUAAAAAAUUUUUUGCAAGGGAGCCGGGAUUCGGAGCUGGAAAUUUGGUCUCGGCUCCGGCUCAGGGAGCAAAGAGCCGGAGCCGGAGCCGAAAUUUUGACCGUGGCAAUCUCUGGUAAUUACUAGUCCUUUCGUAAAAUCGCUGGAGUGAUUUUUGCUUCAUGCACUGUGCGAAAACAAAGGCUAACUUUGCGCUGUGCAAUUUCUUGCUUUGUGCAAAGUGCAAUAGGAUUUUUUGGCUGUGGCUCGCACCCGACUUUUUUCGCAAAGUGUAAAGGUCAAGAAUCACUCCAGCGGCGUUACGAACGGUCCAGUAUAAGCAUGGAUUUUUUCCAGGGGCUUAAAUUCACUUUGCGCAUAUUGUAUGGUAGCAUAAGCAAGAGAAAUGCUAGAGGCAAUUCAGGUUUUCUACUUUUUUUUUUGCUUUUUUUGGGUGCCAAUUUCCAUAGACUUUUUCUCGUGCGUAGCCGCGCAGUGAAGACCUUCGACGUUCCUUUGCUUUAAAAAAGUUUAAGCCCAAGGGUUAUUGUGCAUUUUAAAUAUCUCUUCAGCGCUUCCUCGAUGGUCAUCACCGGUCAUUCUCUACCCAAUAAAUGCCCUUCGGAAUGCAGCAAGACGCGGCGCCGAGACGAAACUUCAUAUAGUCGCUGAUGUUGAAAACAUUUUCACUCCAAAUUUCACGCAAAUGGUAAAAAAUGAAACCGACAAGAUGUUAAAUUCUACCGAGAGAUACGUUCUGAUUUACCGGUGAGAUACUGCAAUUAUUUUUUUAAUUUUAUCUUUAGGAGAUUCGAAAUAUCAGCAAAAUCAGCUCGGCCGAAAAAUACGGGAGAGUUGAGGAGUUUGCUGAGGGCAUAUAAGUAAGUUUUUUCAAGGUAAUAUUCAGUGUUACUAUGCUUCUCUUAGAGCCCAAACAUUCCACGCAAAAGUCUUUCCUCGAGGCCAUACCAUCCCGAGGCUUCGCGAGUGGAUGGAGUAUUCGAUAAACAAUAAUUCGGUGGUCAGCUGGCCCGUGAAUUAUACGUAAGUCACAGUAGACUGUUGCAAGGCCGGCUAUCCAACUUUCUCGCUAUUUUUUAAACUAUAUGUAUACGAUUUGUAAUACCUGUGUGCCAAUGGCGAUGUUCAGAUCCUUUUUAAUUUAUGCUUGCAAAAAGGCCUCAUCCAAAAAUUUCAAAAAUUUUUAGCUUGUGCUUUUCAGCACUCCCUUUAUUAAUAGUGAUUGACUGGAAAGUACACUGAUCUUUUCAAAAUUUUUUGGCUUUAAAAUACAGUAUUUUUUAAAUAUUUUUUCAGACGGAAAUCCUGGGAGCCUCAGUUUAUAAUGCCGGCUGAUGCCCCAUAUCACUUUGACCGGAUGCCCACUAGGAUUUAUGAUCAUCAAGUCUUGGUAAGUUUCAAUUUUGUGACUCUUGACGAAGAAAUCUAACUUGAGAGAUCUUCAUCGCCUAAACCUUCAUUUUUUAGGUUCAAGAGCUGUGUCGAGCCGGUUACAAGUUUCGCCUUCUUACCCAUGUCUUCAACACUCAUUCCGGGAUGAAAACAUCGAUGUCAAACCUUGAGCUGGCUGUGAAAUCGUCCGGCAAAUUUCGGGUCCGAGAAGCUGAACGUGAAUUCAAUAAGUAUUUGGAUGAAAAGUAUCCAACUUCCAAGAACUCAUGUCCAAAAGGGUAUUAG